GGCCCACCAACUCCAUACCGGCAGCCAUCGGAGAUUAGAUCUAAGCCGUUCAUUUUAUCAACAAAAUGUAAAUGCGAGAAGCCUAGAACCUUCUGACCUUAAGCUCUUAUAUAUUUUCUCUUCCGUUACUAGAUUGCUCUUGCACUGAACCCUGUCUCGUCGGAGGUGAGGAGUCGUUUUGGUCGAUUGUAGCCGAUUUAGUUUCCAUUCGUUACUCUUUAUGCUUUUACUUCUUUCCAGACUUGUUUGAUUUGUUUCUUCUGUAAUAAUGAAAAUCUACGAUUUUCAGUUUGUAUAUCGGAUUCUGUAGCUGAGCUUAUCUGCCAUGGGGAAGUCUUAUCCAACUGUGAGUGAGGAGUACCAGAGAGCUGUAGAGAAAUGCAAGAGGAAGCUUAGAGGACUCAUUGCUGAGAAGGGAUGUGCUCCACUCAUGCUUCGCAUAGCAUGGCAUUCAGCAGGUACUUUUGACGUGAAGAGUAAAACAGGAGGUCCCUUUGGUACCAUGAAGCACCCUGAGGAACUCAAACAUGGAGCAAACAAUGGCCUUGACAUUGCUGUUAGACUCUUGGAGCCAAUCAAGGAGCAGUUUCCCAUCCUCACAUAUGCUGAUUUCUAUCAGCUAGCUGGAGUUGUGGCUGUGGAGAUUACUGGCGGCCCUGAAGUCCCUUUUCAUCCUGGGAGGGAGGAUAAGCUGACCCCUCCUCCUGAAGGUCGCUUGCCUGAUGCUACAAAGGGCUCUGAUCAUUUGAGGACUGUUUUUGGAGAGCAAAUGGGGCUGAGUGAUAAAGACAUUGUUGCUCUAUCUGGUGGUCACACCCUGGGCAAGUGCCACAAGGAACGUUCUGGAUUUGAGGGGGCAUGGACUUCCAACCCUCUCAUAUUUGAUAAUUCUUACUUCAAGGAGCUUCUUUCUGGGGAGAAGGAAGAUCUCCUCCAGCUUCCUACUGAUAAGACACUCCUGGAAGACCCAGUCUUUCGACCACUUGUUGAAAAAUAUGCUGCGGAUGAGGAUGCUUUCUUUGCUGACUACGCAGAAGCCCAUUUGAAACUCUCCGAGCUUGGGUAAAGUGCUUGCUUUAUUGAUUUGGUGCUUUGUAUACCCUCCCCCCUGAAGAGUUAUGGAUUGAUAUGAUUCGUAUGAUUCGUAUGUGCUAUGCUUUGUAUACCCUCCCCCCUAUGUUUUUUGACUACAGCUUUUAGAUGACUUUGAUUUCUAUAUUAAACUGCAGGUUUGCCGAAUGUUAAAGUUUAUUCAACGAAAGCUAGGGCGUUAAGACUGCUUGAGCUCACAUCACAUUUUCAAUUCUUGGUUGCCUAGCUGUAGUCUGACUAGUCUCCAUCUACUUUGCUCUAUAUAUCUACAAUAUAUUGAAUAAUAAAAGUAUGAAUUUUUGUGGCUGAUUGCUUUCUACGAUGUCAUACACUCAAAAAAUUGUCUUGAAAAGUGCCUUUAAACUCCUGCUAAUGCAUUAUUGUAUCAAACAAUCCGUUUCAUCACUUAGAUUUGUGUUGAUCUUUAUAUUACUGCACUAAAUCCUGUGAUUGGAUCUCAAUCGUCGCGGGAUUUUAACCCACGUUCCUAGUGUCAAAAGUAUUGUACCAACUACAAAUACUAGAUGACACUAGGGAUGGACUUGGGCCGGGUGAACUGUAUCAGAAUUGGCCUGAACUGGUACUGUUUUCGCCCGGAACCAGCCUGGUCCACGGUUGGUUGAGUGGUUCAGGCCAAUUGGCCAGGCACUGUAGAAGGCUGUUUCCUGGGCCUUGAUUUUUAUGAACUGUCUGGCAGGUUUUGGACUUUUGGCCCCCUUCGGGCCUUUUUUUUUGUUAUUCAUAUUUUUUAAAGGGAAAUGGGAUGGGAUGGACCCAACUGGCCUGGCUUGCUAUUGUGCGGGCCCGGCCUGACCCGGGUAUGUGUUGGGCGGUUCGGGCUUUGAACUGGCCUGAUCGGGUAGUGUGGUUUGGGGUCAGGAAAAAAGCGAACCAGCCGGCUUGGGCCUAACGGCUCAUUUUUUUUUAAAAAAAAUUCUUUUCCAGCCAAAUAAGGCUUUAGAGGCGUUGUAUUCAAACCCAAACGGCUCUAUAGCUGUUGGGACUUGGGAGGCUGCCAGGGGUCCUCGUGUGGGUUGGGGUGGGGUGGAGUACAAAAAAUCUAUAAAUAUUCCAUUUUUUGCUAUAUGAUUUAUUACACAUUUUCUCCAAAUAUUCUUACUCUCUAAUAUUUAUUCUCUACUAAUCUUCUCCAUCUUCAUCUUCUCAAAUGUAUAACUACGUAUAUUAUAUUUAUAAAAUUUAUUAUCUACUUAUUAUCUACUUAUACUAAUAUCUAAUUAUUAUAUUAUUGUUAUUUACUUAUAUUUACAUAUUACAUAUACUUAAUAGUUAAUAUAUACUUAUAUAUUAAAGUAUUAUAUAUAAGUUUAUUACUCAUCUUAUAGUAAUAUACUUAUAUUAUAUAUACUAUAAACAUAAUAUUAUAUAUUACUAGUUAAUCUACUUAUUAUCUACUUAUAAAUAUAUAUUAAGUAUAUCUACUUAUACACUUAUAAUGUACUUAUUCAAUUGCUUAUACACUUUCACACUCAUUAAUUUAGUUUACACACUCAUACAUUCUUUAUUAAUAUAAAACUAGUUAAUUGUUUCACUUAUCAUUUUAGUAUUAGUUCAUUGCUAUAAAAGUAGUUAAUUGUUAGUUGUUAGUUUAUUGGAAAUAGUUGCAUUAAAAAUUGUUAGACAAUAAUUCGAAAUUAAUUGUUUAAAUGUUAAACUAGUUAAUUGUUACAUUUCUUAAUCUCCUAUAAUACUAGUUAAUUGUUACAUUUAUUAUUCUCCUAUAAAACUAGUUAAUUGUUACAUUUCUUAUUCUCCUAUAAAACUAGUUAAUUGUUACAUUUAUUAUUCUCCUAUAAUACUAGUUAAUUGUUACAUUUUUUAUUCUUAUAUAAUACUAGUUAAUUGUUACAUUUAUUAAUUAUUCUCCUAUAAAACUAGUUAAUUGUUACAUUUCUUAUUCUCCUAUAAAACUAGUUAAUCGUCACAUUUAUUAUUCUCCUAUAAAACUAGUUAAUUGUUAAACUUGUUAAAUAAAGUUGUUACAUUUUAAAACAAAUAGUUCGAAUUUUUACAUUGCAUUAUUAUUUAAUUGUAGUUAAGUUAUUACAUUGUAGUUGCAUAGUUCGAAUUUAAUUGUAUUUCGAAUUGUGAGAUUUGUAUUUCAAAUUCACUAGUUUAAUUGUACUUCAAAUUUAAUAUUUGUUAUAUUUUUAAGAUGGAAGUAUGGAACGUGCUAGAGCUUCCGUAGAUAUGAGUAACCUCCGCCGCAAUCGAACAAAGGAGAUUGGGAGGAAUCAUCCAAGGUCACGCAAAGGUAAGGGAGGGGUCGAGUCUUCAUCUCAAACCUGAGAUGAUUUUGAUGCGGAUUACAACCAAAGAUACGGGGAUGCGAUGUCCGAUGAGCAACUAGAACAACUAUUGCAACAAAAUCAAGGGCGCUUUUUCCAUCAACAAGACAACCCGCAAACGGUCGAGGAUGAGGUUCAUGGCACACCGGACGAUGAGGAAGAGCAAGCGGAAGUGGCUAUUUCUUUCCAAGGCGGUGAGAAAUCUGAAUCUGUCUUUAAGGCCAAUUUUACAAAAGUUAAAGAUCUCGAAACCGAGAUAUGGUACGUCACUUGCAAGCAUUGCAACAAAAAGUAUAACUUGGGAAUUUCCGGAGGAUAUGGUACUUAUAACUUAAUUAAGGUGCUUAUUAGAUUUAAAAACCAUUUUCCUGCUUUUUUAAAAGAAUAUGCUAACUAUAUUAUAAACCCGGCUGACAUCGACACUUGUGAAAAAAUUGUGAAUGUUUUGGUGUAUUUUAAUAAUGCAACUCAAACUUUUAGUCAUGUUUAUAAAUCUACCGCAAACCAAUUUUUUGUUGAAUCUGUUAAUUUCGCCGGCGCUUUUUGUGAAUUUGCUGAUGCCGCUUACGUUAGUUAUUUUUGUGAAUUCAUGAAACAAAAGUUUUUAAAAUAUUAUUCCUAUAUUCCGCAUAUAUAUAGUAUUGCAUUUAGUCUUGAUCCUCGUUUUAGACUUGCUUCUUUGGAGCAAUGUUUAGAUUACUUUUAUGCUUCUUUUUUUGGUCAUAGACCCUAAACAACAAUUUCAAGAGGAUAGUAAUUUAUUAUAUCAAUUAUUUAAUGAGUUUCAUGCACAAUAUGGUAACACACCUCCUCCCCACCACGAACAUCUUCUUGAUCUAAAGGAAAAUACAUUUUGAAAUCUGCAUUUGGCAAUCUUAUGAAAAAAAGUAAAUCAACUCCGGUUAAUGAACAAAGCUCGAUCAACGAGCUUUCUUUGUAUCUAACAUUUCCUGUUGAGUAUGAAGAAGGGGAUGACUUUGACGUUCUUCAGUGGUGGAAGGAAAAAGAGAGAACAUUCCCGAUCUUAUCAAAGAUGGCUAAGCAAGUGCUAGCAAUGUCGGUAUCAACAGUUGCUGUGGAAUAAGAGUUUAGUGCGGCCGACAACGUACUAACGGAUUAUAGAACGAGAUUGAGCGCAAUCUCUCUUGAGACGCUUGUUUGCUUCCAUGAUUGGUUGAAGGCCAAACGUAGAACUCAAGAAAUUAGCAUUGAACCCACCCGUCACUUUAUGGAAGAAACAACCGAAGAUGCCAGAAAUUCCGAUUGAUUCAUAUUUAUUAAAAACUGUAUUUCAUGUUUUAAUUUUUGCUCAAUUUU
Molecule: messenger RNA, 4718 nt
Organism: Cuscuta europaea
Lineage: Eukaryota; Viridiplantae; Streptophyta; Magnoliopsida; Solanales; Convolvulaceae
Source: the annotation of a GenBank genome assembly